Dermatophagoides farinae (American house dust mite) is the source of this 2753-nucleotide messenger RNA. Its product is annotated as serine/threonine-protein kinase Nek8. Gene Ontology annotation, biological process: protein phosphorylation. The record is from RefSeq and is a predicted model, not a curated record. Lineage: Eukaryota; Metazoa; Arthropoda; Arachnida; Sarcoptiformes; Pyroglyphidae. Gene Ontology annotation, molecular function: ATP binding; protein kinase activity.
UAUGAUUGAUGAAUAAUAAACAAUGAAUAAAUAAAUAAAACCAAAUUGAUUAUUGAUGAUAAUGAUGAUUACGAAUCAUCGAUUCGAAUUCUCGGAAUUGUCAAUCAUUAAUUGUUUUGAUUUUAAUUUGUCGAUAAUUACCAUAGGAAUCGGUUAUCAAUAAUAUCUGUAAAUGUGUAUCUGUUUGUUUAGUUGUUAUCAUCACUCAUUUCAUAGGGAGUUAAUCUUAAUAUAUUUUUGAGAUUCUUAAAAAAAAAUAUAUAAGCAAUGGAAACGCUAGAUCCAAAUGUUGGACCUUCCAAUCGGAUCCUAUUUCGUCAUGAUGGUAAAACCUAUGAAAAGGUUCAAAUUUUAGGCCAAGGAUCAUUUGGUUAUGUUUUUCUAUGUCGUAAACAAAGUGAAACCGAAUGUCAAUAUGUUGCAUUGAAAACGCUUGAUGCAAAUUCACUUGAAGCUGAUCAAAUUGAUUUGACCAUCAAUGAGAUAAGAAUACUAUCCAUAUUGAAUCAUGAAAAUAUCAUAAAAUAUAAUGGAAGUUUUUUGUGGCGAGAUAAAUUCUAUAUUGAAAUGGAAUAUGCUGAUGCCGGAACAUUGAAUUCAUUUCUUGAUUCAUUAAAUUGUCCAUUACGUGAAUACGAAAUUCUUGCACUAUUUCUACAGCUAGUAACAGCCGUACGAUAUCUACAUCGUAAUAAUGUUAUUCAUCGUGAUAUUAAAACGAAGAAUAUUUUCUUAAAUAAACAAGGCUUUAUUAAAUUAGGUGAUUUUGGUAUAUCGAAAAUUUUGGAUCCAAAUAAAGAUGCUAGAUCGUUUGUCGGUACACCACUCUAUCUGUGUCCAGAGAUUUAUGCGGGAAAAGCCUAUAAUAAACCGGUGGAUAUCUGGUCAUUAGGAUGUGUCCUUUUUGAAAUGUCACUUACAUCGAAUAAAAGUAUAUUUGAGGACAGUGUCAUUGCUCGGUUAAUGCCGAAGAUUAUCAAAGGUCACCAUUAUCAUCUACCAUUGAAUGGACAAUAUUCUAAAUCGUUUAAAAAAUUAAUCUAUAGCCUAUUACAACGUAAUCCGAAUAAACGACCAACAGCUGUAUAUAUUGAACAACAGGUAGCAUUCAUGAUGAAUCAUUUGUCGGCCAGAAAUCUAGAAAAUAUAAGUUGUUGUUCGAUUCCAAAUAUUGUUAUGGAUUCAUCGAAUCGAAAAUAUUUGCAUCAUGAUCAAAGACAGAAUUUUAUCAAUCAUUGUUCGUAUGUUUGUCAAUUAGAUCUUUCUCGAUCGGAUAUGGAUGUUGCAUUAAUGAAAAUAACAUGUUCACAUCAUUCGUCCUUUAGACAAAUAGUCAAAAGUGAUAAUCACUAUAUUGCUUUAUCGAACGAUAAUCGUGUAUAUUCAUGGGGUGAAGGCUCAAAUGGGGAACUUGGCCAUGGUCCAGAGACAAUUUCAUUGAAAAAUGCAAAACUAAUACACUUGUUGAGCCAUUAUUCAAUCAUAAAAAUUGGCUGUGGUCGUGGAUUCAGUGUUUUUGUCGAUCGUAAUGGUAUGGUUCUUACUUGUGGUAGUCAUCGUAGCUAUUGUUUAGGUAACGAUGAAAGAACCGAUAGAUUUCGACCGACUAUUGUAAAUGAAUUAUUGGAAAUCAAUGUUAUUGAUGUUGACUGCAGUGAAGAUCAUGUUGUCGUUGUCAGUUCUGAUGGUCAUGUUUAUGGUUGGGGCUCUAAUCUAAAUGGAAAACUUGGUCUUGCCAAUCAACAACAGGUGAUUGUCAUUCCCACUUGUAUCCGGUUAGAUUGUCGAAUCAAAAAUGUAAUUUGUGGUCCCAAUGCAACAGCAUUCAUUGAUUAUUACGGUUCUAUUUGGCUUUGUGGUGAUAAUCAAUACAAUAAAUUAGCACUGGACGAUUAUCAAUUUGGUCAUUGUUUGUGGAACAAACAGAUUAUGAUGGCUACAAGACCAAUUCAAUGUCAAGCCAUCAAAGGUCGAGUUAAAGAUGUAUGCUUAGGUGAGACGCAUUCAUUUUUCAUACUUCAUGAUGAUACCAUUAUAGCUGCUGGUGAUAAUUCCUAUGGACAGCUAGGUCUUCGCCAUUGCAAUCCAAUCGGGAGACCGAUACGAGUUUCUCCGUUAAAACCAAAACAAAAAUUCAAGACAAUCAAAGUUGGACGAUUUUUCACUGCAAUUCUAACGGAUAAUUCACUCUAUUUUAUCGGUGUUCGUAAUUUACGAUCAACGGAAUCACAAUCAACACCUAAUUCAUUUGAAAAUGGUGAUGAUUUUAUCAUUGCCAAUUGUAAUGAAUCAGUGAUGGACAUAAUCAAAACCUAUGGACCAGAUUAUCCGAUAAUUAAAAUAUCGAAACCAAAAAUAAUCGUUCGAACAGCCAGUGAUCUUGUACAUAUUGAUUGUCAUCGUCAUCUUAUAUUGUUUGCACAAUCAAUCAUUAAUGUUUACAAAACGAAAACUUCACCAGAACAUUCGAUACAAUUAAACGAUAUUUAUUGUCAUAAGGAUUUCAUAUAUGUUUUAAUCGAUUCGAUUCAGAAACAAGAUACACCACCAAAACAUAUGGAUUCGCUUUCAUCAGAAUCACUCGAACAUUCAGCCUGUUUACCAUUACAACUUUCUAAUGAAGAUCUGUUACUUAUAAAAUCAGAUUAUGAAAGUAAAUUUAGCUAUGCCUGGAUUGAUGACAUCUAAAACCAGCUUAACCAACAGUCUGCAUGAUACAUGAACCGACUUGUAACAAUUGUAGAAAUUCAUCA